AUGAGCUCGUCCCUCGAAGAGAAGCGCGCGCAGGUCGCGAAGCUCGUGCAUUGCGAUAUCCUCACAGAGACGCAGGCAGAGGACAAUGAGAAGCUCAUCAAGCUCAUGUCCCGUUGCUUCGUCUCGGAUACGAUCACUGUGCCGACCAAGGAAAUGUACGAGUAUGCUGUUCAAGCCUCGCUCGGCGAUGCGGUCUACCACGAACCCUCGACCAUCGCUCUCGAGGCGCACAUGGCUAAGCUAACGGGCAAGGAAGCCGCGCUAUACAUGCCUUCCGGUACAAUGUCCAACCAGAUCGCUCUACGCUCGCAUCUCAAGCAACCGCCCUACUCCGUUCUCUGCGAUCACAGAGCGCAUAUCAACAAGUACGAGGCCGGCGGCACUGCCUUCCACUCUGGCGCGCACACGACGACAGUCAUUCCCUCGAACCGUCAUCAUCUCACUCUCGAAGACGUGCAAGAUCAUGUCAUAAUCGGCGACGAUGUUCACAUGGCACCCACGCAGGUCAUUGAGCUCGAGAAUACCCUGAACGGCAGUAUCUUCCCUCAGGAUGAGAUCAUCCGGAUCUCCGAGUACGCGCACUCAAAGGGCAUCGUCAUGCACCUUGACGGCGCGCGGAUUUGGCACGUCGCAGCAGAAACGGGUACUUCCAUUGAAGAACUCUGCGCGCCGUUCGAUUCUGUUAGCUUAUGCUUCAGCAAGGGCCUGGGCGCACCUAUCGGUUCGUGCCUCGUAGGCUCUGCCGAGUUGAUCAAGCGCGCAAAGUGGUUCAGGAAGCUUUUCGGCGGUGGUAUGCGUCAGACCGGCUUUAUGGCCGGGUGUGCUGCCUACGCCCUCACCUAUAACUUCCCAAAGCUAGUCCAAGUUCAUGCUCUUGCGAAUAAGCUCGAACAAGGUCUCCGCGAUAUCGGCGUGAACAUCUUGAGUGGCGCGGAGACUUGUAUGGUCUUCUACGAUCCCACCACGAUUGGCACGACCUAUGAUGAGAUCGCCGAGCGGGCCGAGAACCUCCCGAACCCUUUCAAGCUCGGCGGCUCGCGACUUGUCGUUCAUAUUCAGAUCACCCAGCAGUCGGUCGAUGACUUCCUCAGUGUCGUGCGCCAGCUCGCAGAGGAGAAGAAGGCUGCCGGCUUCGUACCGCCAGCCAACGGUACAAAUGGCCACAUCAAGGACAUCUACGUACGGAGGAAGUAG
Messenger RNA from Peniophora sp. CBMAI 1063, 1194 nucleotides. Lineage: Eukaryota; Fungi; Basidiomycota; Agaricomycetes; Russulales; Peniophoraceae. The record is from the annotation of a GenBank genome assembly.